Molecule: messenger RNA, 1740 nt
Organism: Penicillium atrosanguineum
Lineage: Eukaryota; Fungi; Ascomycota; Eurotiomycetes; Eurotiales; Aspergillaceae
Exons: 6
Coding region: 1-1740 (579 amino acids)
Cellular component (GO): lipid droplet
Source: RefSeq, a predicted model, not a curated record
AUGGAGUCGCCGCCGGGAAUUGCGGCCCUGUUUGUCAUACGCUUUGACAUCAGGACCGGAGCUGUGAUAGUCGAGGUCGAAGGGGUGGUGGAAUACAAGUCGCUCCCUUCCGGACUACACAAUGUGAAUGAAGACCUGGUGUAUUUCGUCCAUGAGCAAUAUGCUGGUGUCAGUGCGUUUGUCAACCAGCCCGCUGCAGAGGCGGAGCGCAAUGCGAAGAUGUUCGCGGUUGGGGUUCUGGUCCCCUUGAGUACUGGAAGACUAGGGAAGAGCUGGAGACAUGCUCCGAGGCUACGUGAACUGACGCUGUUCGUGGUACCCGGCCUCUACUCGUCUCAUCUUGCGACUGACACUAAAGCUACGCGACAGGAAACAUGCCGCGGAUAUGCGUUGUCUGAAUACUGGAACACCUUCAAAACCGGAAGCCCCGCAGCUGCUGAUCCAGAAUCUCCCUUGGAAUCCCCCAUCAGCCUGCGAUUCCGACCCGGCGACAGACCAGACGGACACCGAAACCGCGCCUUUAGCGAUGCGAUAGUAUUGCAGACCCCCAGGCCGACCUUGACACCGUUCCACCCCGCCUCAUCCCUCCCAGACUUCCUCGAAUGCUUCGGUCCCUUGAUAUUCCCGUUGUACAGAGCAGCGUUGCUACGGAAGCGCAUCCUUUUCAUGGUUGAAGCACCGGCGCUUCCCGAAGACCACACCCCGCCAUUGCGACCGCGUCCUCUGUUCAAUGUCGGCAUUCACGAUAUCCCCGAUCUCGCCUCAUACGACUCGGACAGAUCAACACAAAACCUUGAAAAGGAUCCCAGCUGGAUCGCGUGCUCGACAGAUACCGUCUUGAGCAUGAAGCCCGAGCUCUAUGAUGCACUUGUUACCCUUCCCCCGCCAUACUCCCAGCAAGGCUCCGAGCGGGCUUUCCCAAAAAUUGCCUUGAUGGAUCACUCCAGUACAAAGCACAACGCAAACAAAACAGUCCAACUGAAAGCAACACAAAGAGAUGCCCGCCGAUAUGCCAUGUUGCGCAAAGGCCUUCGGCAGUUCUCCAGCGACGGAGCAGCGUCUCCAAACACGGAGGACUCCGACGCCGACUCAACCUACUCAUCCAGCUCAAUCGUCGAGCCUCUUUCAUGGACUCGACUAGCUUACACCUCUUUCAUGUGGUGGGCCUCCGCCGGCGAAAACCGCGACGGUCUAUCCAAAGAAGAGGAAGAACAUCAGAUUGAACAAGACGCCCGACUUCUGGCAAGCUUGGAAAGUCUUGCAUACCCCGCCUCGAACUCGAACGGGCGUCGAUCCCUCCAUCUCGAAGACCAGAGUCAAGAGCCCCCGGAAGUCGCGCUGGUAGCUUACUUCCGUCGUCUCACGACCCAGAUCUUCUAUACCCUAGCUGGCGCCGUUGCGCGACAUGACUCGGAUGGCCAUAGUGAUGUCUAUGAGCCUUAUUCAGAUGCCCCGGUCAAUGACGAGGGAGAUCUGUCGCUUUCCAUGUCUCGUUCUCUCCACGUCGAGGACGACGACAAUGCCCCCUGCUACGCCAGAGACAGCAGGGAAACCACUCUCGUCGAUUGUGAGGCAGAAGAACCGAUUACUAUCACCAUCGCUGAUAUGGCGGAGAUGGGCCUGGACGUGUGGAGCGCGACAGACCGCAUCUUCGUUGAAGAGCUAGUCUUACUUUGGUGGGGCCGUUCUGCACAUGUUGACAGCGCACGUAUUCGCUGUUGUGGUAUUUCCAUCCUGUAG